AUCCAUUCAGCCGCAGCCGCCCGGGCGGAGCGCGUCCCGCAGCCGGCUUGUCCCCGUCGCGGCCCGGGUGCUCGCCCCGACCCGCCUGAGCGGUGCAGAGCUCGCCAUGGCGGCCACGGACCUGGAGCGCUUCCCGAAUGCAGAGCCAGAGCCCCGGAGCCUCUCCCUGGGCGGCCACGUGGGCUUCGACAGCCUCCCUGACCAGCUGGUCAGCAAGUCGGUCACUCAGGGCUUCAGCUUCAACAUUCUCUGUGUGGGGGAGACUGGCAUUGGCAAGUCCACGCUGAUGAACACGCUCUUCAACACGACCUUCGAGACUGAGGAAGCCAGUCACCAUGAGGAGUGUGUGCACUUGCGGCCCCAGACCUACGACCUCCAAGAGAGCAACGUGCAGCUCAAGCUGACCAUCGUGGAUGCUGUGGGCUUCGGGGAUCAGAUCAAUAAAGAUGAGAGGCCCAUAGUCGACUACAUCGAUGCGCAGUUUGAAAACUAUCUGCAGGAGGAGCUGAAGAUCCGCCGCUCGCUCUUUGACUACCACGACACGAGGAUCCACGUAUGCCUCUACUUCAUCACGCCCACAGGGCACUCCCUCAAGUCCCUCGAUCUGGUGACCAUGAAGAAACUAGACAGCAAGGUGAACAUCAUUCCCAUCAUCGCCAAGGCUGAUACCAUCUCCAAGAGUGAGCUCCACAAGUUCAAGAUCAAGAUCAUGGGCGAGCUGGUCAGCAAUGGAGUCCAGAUCUACCAGUUUCCCACUGAUGACGAGGCUGUUGCCGAGAUUAACGCAGUCAUGAAUGCACACCUGCCCUUUGCCGUGGUGGGCAGCACUGAGGAGGUGAAGGUGGGCAACAAGCUGGUCCGAGCACGGCAGUACCCUUGGGGAGUGGUGCAGGUGGAGAACGAGAAUCACUGUGACUUCGUGAAGCUGCGGGAGAUGCUGAUCCGGGUGAACAUGGAGGACCUCCGCGAGCAGACCCACAGUCGGCACUACGAGCUCUACCGGCGCUGCAAGUUGGAGGAGAUGGGCUUCCAGGACAGCGACGGUGACAGCCAGCCCUUCAGCCUGCAAGAGACAUACGAGGCCAAGAGGAAGGAGUUCCUGAGUGAGCUGCAGAGGAAGGAGGAAGAAAUGAGGCAGAUGUUUGUCAACAAAGUGAAGGAGACAGAGCUGGAGUUGAAGGAGAAGGAAAGGGAGCUCCACGAGAAGUUUGAGCACCUUAAGCGGGUCCACCAGGAGGAGAAGCGCAAGGUGGAGGAAAAGCGCCGGGAACUGGAGGAGGAGACCAACGCCUUCAACCGCAGGAAGGAUGCGGUGGAGGCCCUGCAGUCUCAGGCCUUGCAUGCCACCUCGCAGCAGCCUCUGAGGAAGGACAAGGACAAGAAGAAAGCCAGUGGCUGGUCUUCCAUUUACAGUGUCACUAUUCCUUGACGGAGCAGUCAUGUGUCGCUCUAGCGAAGGCCCCAGACUCGAUGCUCGGUGACUCACGCGGUGCCCUAGAUGUGGCCUCGUGGUCUGGUAUACAUGCUGCAAAGUUUGCCCGAUUCCCCUUCAUUUUAAUUUUUCUAACCUAGAGCUUAAUUUCAAUAAUAACUUUUAAAACACUUCUAAAUUUUUAUUUUGGCACAAGCGUAAAGAGAAAUAAUAUCCUCUCCCAUUAUUUUCAUAAGUAACACAGAUUCCCCGAUUUUUAAAAACUAAAAAUAUCUCUAAACCUUUCUUAUGUAUAAAGUAUCCCUAUAAUACAUAGGGAGAGGUGGGUAAUAAACAUCCUGUAAUGAGAGUGUUUGGAAUUUCUUUACGGAUGAAAGUAGAACAUGAACAAAGCCACGACCAAUGUUUUCACUGUGAAUGUAAAUGGAACAGCAGCCCAAUGCCAUUGUCUUUGUGCCCCAGAGGUGCUACCUGUAAACAGGGACCAACUUCAUGUGUGUGUUAAGUGUUUCACUCCAACUGACACCCCCAAGCCAAUCCUGCAUAUUCCAAGUACAAAGAGUGCUCAGCCAGGAAAAGGUUUUUAUCUCGAUCAAGGUCAUUGUUUCCUUUUUCCUGGCAGAGUCACAGGGCAAAGAGAUGAAGGUAUCUGAUGUAUGUGAACAAUUUAAGAAAAAAUGAUCAGCAAAGGAGCUUUUCCUCUUCAGCUGCAUUCUGAAGGGGAAUAUUUUAAGAAAGUACUAGUGGUAUUGAUUCUUUGAUAUUCCCCUUGGUUUGCAAGCCAUUAAGAGUAUCAGGGUUGAAAAUAUCGCCUGAUAAAAUGGGAGAUGAAAAACAAAUAGAUGAAAGGAAGGAUUUCAUUUAAUGUUGAUGAAGCACUGUGCAGGGCACAAGCCACCAGAGUAAUGCGCAGCCCUGCCCUCAGGGAGCUCACAGUCUUGUGCACUCCCUGUUGGAAGCCUUAGCAAGCUGUCCUGAUAUAUUGCUGGAUCGGUGGUUUGUUUUUUGUGUCCUUCAUCUUCCCUCCCAUCACCGUUUCCCUCUUUCUGCCUUGGCCUGUCUUAUUGAUUUCCAGGACCAAGUUCUGGCUUCCUCUUGCCCUUCUGAGAUGAUGUUCCCUUCAGAGUGGGGUGGAGAGGUGAGCUGUGUGUGUCCACUGAGGCACAGGCAGAAAAAGGCAGCCUUUUUCUCCUCACCAGGAGCAGAGCAGGUUUUACUGAUGCUCCAAGUGUUAUGCUAAGACCAGAGGUGGAUACAGAUUUUGAGAGGCAAGAAGCUUGAACUGUUUGAGAAGCCUUCUUCAAGAAAAAGAAUAUGAAUAUAAAAUUAGGUACAGGGCCUUGGAAGGGGCUCUGAGGAUUAAGCUUUGUUAGCUUCACUGUAAAUUCACCUCUGGUUAGGCCGAUAACCGAUGCUCCAGUGUGGGCAUCCAGAAGGGUAACUCGGCAUGUCUGAGGCAGAUUGGACUACAAGUGGCUUGUCUUUAGGGAAAUUAUGUCUGAAAGUAUAUUCAGUUGGGUGAAAGUAUGACCUUUAAGAUAGCUUCUGUCAGCUAAUGUAUUUCUGAAGAUGAGGCUCAGUGACCCGGUGGGUUCACUGGUUAAAUAAAAAAUGAGGACUCCUGGUUCAUGGGCCAAUCUGGGGAUUCUGGAGUGGGCAGAUUCUGCCACUUGUCUAUGGCAGCCUAGAGGCUGCAUCCCAGGCAUCCUGGAAGGCCAGAAUUGUGGCUGGUUACCUGCCUUCAGGCCUGUGGCUUCCCAGCAUCUCUGGGGAGACCUGUCGUUGCAUUUUUUGGGGUCUGAGCUACCUUCACAGGUCCCAUCAGCUUUAGUGAGCUGCACUGCACUU
Ceratotherium simum simum (southern white rhinoceros) is the source of this 3280-nucleotide messenger RNA. The record is from RefSeq and is a predicted model, not a curated record. Lineage: Eukaryota; Metazoa; Chordata; Mammalia; Perissodactyla; Rhinocerotidae.